This is a messenger RNA of Pelobates fuscus (common spadefoot toad), 2510 nucleotides long. RefSeq names its product ankyrin repeat domain 42 (gene ANKRD42). The coding region runs from base 57 to 1601 and encodes 514 amino acids. Gene Ontology annotation, molecular function: protein binding. Lineage: Eukaryota; Metazoa; Chordata; Amphibia; Anura; Pelobatidae. The transcript has 12 exons. Gene Ontology annotation, cellular component: nucleus. The record is from RefSeq and is a predicted model, not a curated record.
CGUUUCCAUGGGAACUGCAGGGCUCAAAAUAUCUGUAACUCCUGAGGAACAGCAUCAUGCCUGCCGCCUCUGGGGCCCCAUCUCAGACCGAGGUCCAGAACAAAAAGAGAAGUUACAGCAACGUCCACGAGGCGGUGAGGUUUGGAGAUGUGGAACAACUUGCCACGAUUGUGAAGAAUGGUGUGAAUAUUAAUGAGGUGGAUCAGGUUCACAGAUUCACACCACUGCAUUGGGCUGCACACUCUGGUAGCUUGGAGUGUCUACAUUGGUUGCUAUGGCAUGGAGCAGACAUCACCAGUGUCACAACUAGAGGCUGGACAGCAGCACACCUGGCAGCCAUUAAGGGUCAAGAUGCUUGCAUGCAGGCAUUGGUCCUUAGUGGAGCUAACCUGACAGCUAGAGACGAUCGUCUGUGCACUCCGGCUCACCUGGCUGCAGCCCACGGACAUUCAUUCACUCUGCAAACUAUACUUCGAAGUGGGGUGGAUGCCAAUAGCACUGACAAAAAUGGGUGGCUUCCGGUUCACUACGCAGCAUUCCACGGGAGGCUUGGUUGUCUGCAGCUUCUCGUCAGAUGGGGAGGGACUGUAGAAGAUGCCGAUUACAGUGGAAACACACCUGCUCACUUGGCUGCAAUGGAAGGCCACCUGCACUGUUUGAAGUUUGUUCUCAGCAAAGUUAUCAGUGUCAGUCGAGCUUUGGAAGACAUCAACAAUGAGAGAAAAACUCCAAAGGACCUAGCCCAGAGGUUCUAUAAAGAGAAUAUUGUCCAGUAUAUUAAUGGUGUGGAAUAUGAAAUUGACCACCCAGAGGAACAAAAGAAUUUGGCCUUCCCUGCUCACGUAGCUGCCUUCAAUGGUGAUCUUGUAACCCUUCGAAAAUUAGUGGAGAGCGGAAUAAUUAAUAUUAAUGAACGUGAUGACAAAGGAGCCACUCCGUUGCACAAAACUGCGGGACAAGGUCAACUCGAGUGUCUACAAUGGCUUCUGGAGAUGGGAGCGGACUACAACAUCACUAAUGAAGCUGGUGAAACCCCAAAGGACAUAGCAAGAAGGUUUGCCCAGCUGGCGGCUGUAAAGCUCCUAGGAGGAAACGUUGAAAUGGAUUCUGAUGAAGAACUUAAUGACGAUGAUCCAAAUUAUUUUGAAAGACAUGGAGUGGAGGGCAGCACUGAUCGAAUGGAUGACUUGAACCUGAGCGAGUCGGAGAAAAAGGAAGCCCGCAUGAGAGCUUACAAAAAGUUGAAGAAAGCUGAAAAUCGCAUGAAGAUUGCAAAAAGCAAUUACAUUCAUCUUGGCGGGGUCUUAGAAGAAGAAAUCCAAAUGAAGAAAGAGAAGAAAGAGUGGGAAAAAGUGUUAAAAGAGCUGGAAGAACAGCUGGAAUAUGAACGGCUGCGUAGAGAGAAGAUGGAAAUCCAAAUGGAUGAAUACAGGGUACAGAUUGCACAUCUCAAAGAGUGUCUGGAAAAGAUGAAGCCGUCUCCAAGUCCAUCAGGAGAAAAGCUGUCAGAUAUAUACAAAGAUAAGAAAAAAACCAAGAAGAAAAUCCCUUCGCAGCACAGUUCCAACGGUGUCUUCGUGAGACGAGUCAGUGAGAAGUAAAUUGGGUAUACAUUACAUUUUGUACAGAAAUUAUAUAUAUCUCAGAAGUCAAAUUUGUCAUUGUUUGUUAUACAUUAAAGAAAUGGCCCUAUCCAGUAUCCCAUGCUCUGCAGCCAGACUUCAAGGGGUGUACUUUAAAUGGUAACUGUCUCAAAGUUAAACGUUUGUUAUGCAUUAACAUGUACUCAAUUUACGCUCCCUUACAAAUGUGAAGUGCCAUUGCUAUUUAUUUUAAAUGAGAUGUUUUCGCUAUUUUUGCUUGUUAAUUCUCGUCCAUUAAGUGUUUUUGGAAUAUUGUAUAGGCCGUAUUAAGUAAUUAAAAAAAAUAAAAAAUAAAUCCCAGCGAUGUCCUUGAGAGCUUCACUAAUGUGAAGAAUUUUUGAAUUUAAAGUGAAUUUUAACAUCAAGGCCAAAACAGCUGAAGUAUAAAAAAUUCUCCAAUUUGGCUAGUUUGGCCUUAUAUUUAAAUUCCUGACAAUACUCCAUUUAGUGAAUUACCCUGCUUAUCUUUUUUAGGGAAAGUGCUAAAUAAAAAGCAAUCACUAUGGCAACCAACAGCAUAUCUCAACAUUUAGUACUUCCUGAAUAUCCCCUGUUUCGUCUUGAUAAAUCUCCCCCCCAAAAACUGUUAUCUUUUUAAUGAAGGAUCUUGCAUAACGAGUAACGUGAAUAUUCGGCAAUUAAAAUUUACAGCAAAAAAUAGCCAAAUUUAAAGCUUAGCUGAGAAUUUUGCUGAAGGUUUGUCUAUUUUGACCUUAAAUUUCAGAUUCAUUUUGAAUCUCAGACAAUUCUCAAUCACCCUGUUUGUAAUUUUGUUGUUUCGCCUUUCAGAUUUUGUUAAAAAUUAAAUAUAGACUUGGAUUUGCAAGCCUUAUAGAUCAUUCGUUAAUAUCUGGUUCAUACAUUACA